Molecule: messenger RNA, 2213 nt
Organism: Hemibagrus wyckioides
Lineage: Eukaryota; Metazoa; Chordata; Actinopteri; Siluriformes; Bagridae
Gene: smn1
Product: survival of motor neuron 1, telomeric
Exons: 9
Coding region: 112-957 (281 amino acids)
Biological process (GO): mRNA processing
Cellular component (GO): nucleus; cytoplasm
Molecular function (GO): RNA binding
Source: RefSeq, a predicted model, not a curated record
GCAUGUCAUUGACGUCAUUAACACCCGUCACUUCAGGGUUGCACGCUGCUGCAGUUAGGCAGUAUUUUGCAGUGUGUUCAGCUUGCUCUUGGGUUCAUAUGCACCUUUUUCAUGGCAAAUGGAACAGGUGAAGUUGUGUUUUGUCGCGGGAUUGGUCAGAGUGACGACUCGGACAUUUGGGACGACACGGCCUUGAUUAAAGCUUAUGAUAAAGCCGUGGCAUCAUUUAAGAAUGCGCUGAAAGAAGACGACGAUAUGGCUCCUCAUACAAAAGAGAAACCUGGCAACAAACGCAAAAGCAACAAAAAGAGCAAAAGCAGAAAGAAAUCUAACACGUCUCCUGACGGAGAGUGGAAAGUCGGCGAUGCCUGUUUUGCAUAUUGGUCUGAAGAUGGAAACUUGUACGCUGCUACCAUUUCCUCAGUCGACCACGAGAAGGGCACCUGCAUCGUAUAUUACAACGAGUACGGGAACGAGGAGGAGCAGAAUCUGAGUGACCUUCUCCCAGAAGCUGCACAGUUAGAUGGAGAUACACAAAAGAUGGCAGAUGGAAAAGAGGUGGGGUCUUCUACGGAGGAGAGCGAUAGGUCUUCUACUCCACAUCAGUCUAAUCAACAGAAACACAAAGCUAAAGGCAAAGCUCCGGUGGUACCUCCUAUGUGGGGCCCUGGCUUUCCUCCUGUUCCUCCUCCUGGUUCACACUUAAGAAUGUCUGACAGCAGAAGAGGAGGAGGCGGAGGCUCUGGACCUGCUUUCCCUGGUUGGUCCCCAAUGAUGCCUCCAGGUCCACCGAUGAUCCCACCGCCACCACCGAUUAGUCCUGACAUGUUGGAGGAUGAUGAGGCUUUAGGCAGCAUGCUGAUCUCCUGGUACAUGAGCGGCUACCACACAGGAUACUACCUAGGAUUAAAACAAGGUCGUAAAGAAGCUGCUGCAAAGAAGUCCCACCACAAAUAAUGCAAUAUGAAGUCAUUCUGGUUAAAAGUGACUUCAGACUUUUUUGAUGAUGCUGAUCUACACUUAGAGAUCAUGUUCCACUUCCUGUUUGCUAUUCUUUGUACAGAAAUUAAUUAAAUGUUGUAUGUUCUUUUUUUUUCCACCCUGUGUCCAAGUGUGAUCUUUUCACUCUGAUUAUUUGUGAGUUGAAUUUGUGGUUAACGUUCUCAGGAAGAUUAAAGAAAUAAGGAGAUAUUUGCUGUUUUGGGUAUGAUGGGUUAUGACCUUUUCAUAUAAACAGUGAUCCUGUUCAAAUGUGAAAAUAUCAGAGGAUUGUAUUAAUAGGUAAUAGACACGUGGACGGACAUGUAUGCGGACGGGCGGGUGGACGGACACGUACGCGGGCGGACGGGCGGGGGCGGAUGGAAAUUCUUGUUACAGCAGCUUAUGCAGUUACAAGUACAACACAAAAAAUAUAAAAUGUCAUUUUAUAUACAUAUAAAAUGAUAUAUGAUUAAAAUCUUAGAUAUGUAAGAUCAACAUGUAAGACACACCAAAAGUAAAAUUAAAAGUCUAAGCCUGGCUGAUGCUCUUGAUUAAUGCCAUAAGCCACAUUUUGAGUGUAAUGUAGAACGGGUCAGUGAAUCUGUCUGACUGAGGACAUCGUACUUAAAUGCACUUAAAUCUAUUUUAAGGAUCUAAUGCUGGCUAAACUGCUUUCACUGUUAUGUAAAUAACAGUAUAUCACGGUAGUUCUGUUUCUUUCAUGCUCAUCCAUUUAAAUUAAGGAAUUCUUUUGACAGCAGGUGUCAGUAAAAGUGCUGCCACACACCGGGCUGAUGGACAACCUGAUCUAAUAAAAGAGGCAUACCAGAUUUGAAGCCAACUCAAGAAUGGUGUUGAAGCUCAAGGUCUCUGUGCUCCUCCCUAAUCCCUGCUGCUUUCACUUCGGGGAACCUUGAGCAUAAAUAGACCUGUACAGACUGUAAAUAGCCACUCUAGCCAAGAAACACUUGCGGUCCAGUAGUUGUAUGGAUAUUACUGCAAUAAAGAGUCUCCAAAAAAAUUGAGAAAAGAAUUAUUUGUAUAACUUUUAAAAAGGUUAUUUGGAUCAGGGGUACUGCUGGCAGAUGACUGUAGAAUGAAACGACCUGUUAGUUGGAUGAAAUAUAAAUUGGACUUGAUCCUGUAACAUAUAUGUACACACUAUAUUGCGAAAAGUUUUAGGAAAACCACUUUUACAUGCACAUGAACUUUAAUAACAUGCCAUUCUUAUU